Messenger RNA from Etheostoma spectabile (orangethroat darter), 3955 nucleotides. Its product is annotated as high affinity choline transporter 1. Gene Ontology annotation, molecular function: choline:sodium symporter activity. The coding region runs from base 1477 to 3063 and encodes 528 amino acids. The record is from RefSeq and is a predicted model, not a curated record. Gene Ontology annotation, cellular component: plasma membrane. Gene Ontology annotation, biological process: transmembrane transport; acetylcholine biosynthetic process; choline transport. The transcript has 8 exons. NCBI's taxonomy places the organism in Eukaryota, Metazoa, Chordata, Actinopteri, Perciformes, Percidae.
AGCUAGGAGCAGUAACAGGCUUGGACUUGCAUCAGCUGAAGAAUUAAGAAACUCCGUGUCCAUAUGAUCCACAAUGGCUCUCAAUAUAGCAGGUCUGAUAAUGAUGGUUGUUUUCUACUUGCUGGUGUUGGGAACCGGCAUCUGGGCGUCUGUAAAAGCUAAAAAGAAGGAGAAAAACACAAACAGCAGUCGUGCAGAAGUUUCCUUUUUGGCUAACCGGAGUGUCAGCUUAGUGCUGGGAGCAUUCACCAUGACAGGUGAGUUGAGGGGAACUAUAACUACACUGAAUGUAUACGUUUCAAGGCUCUUUCAUCUGGUCUAGAUUAAUUUAAUAAGGGUCCUUUCACAAUUAUAUUGUUUGGUCCGGAUUUUUGGACUUUUAACUUUGAUUCAAACUAAAAUCGACCAAACAGCCAAAAUUUGGUCUGACAUAAAGUCUUGAAUGGUUCAGACCAAAUACAGGAAGUAAUGGCAGGCUGGCGCCUUAACUUAUUAAAGAGUUCAGGGCACAUGUGUACCCAUAGGUACUAUGUGUACUAUGUAGUGUGUUAUUGAGCAAGAGGCCCCGAGCAGACAGCUGUUAGGAGCAGAGAAUAAAUUAGCAGUUUACUUGUAAAGUGGAAGCCUAGUAAAUGGAGACUAGUGUUCCAGUUGGUCUCUGAAGUAAAGUUCCCAUGCGCUUCUCAACAAUGUAACAAAAAAAGAAGAGCUAAACCAAUCAAUGUCCUGGUUUUACUGCAAAAUGUCUUUGAGUACGUUAGGCUACCAUGUAAAACACUAUAUAAAUAAAAUGUAUAACCAGGAGACGCGGCUCAUUUGCCUAUGUGAUGACAACAGGACGUAGCCUAGUUUUGUUGUCAUUUCUCAGGAAGGAUCAAUGACUUUGAGAAUGAUAGUUUUUUAGUGCACUUGCAUGACUGCAGGGCCGUAGUCGUCAUUUCCCAAAGUGCAGGGGACAGACUGUUUAAGAGGAGGAUUUUUAUUGAAAGAUCCUCUUCCAUUUGUUUCUCCAAAUUGCAGAUUCCAAGCAGCCUAGACCUACAUUUCAUCCUUGAUGGAAAGAUUUCCAUAAACCGUUCCAUAUUGAUUUACUGCCACAUGUUGCCCAAUGGGAGACCUGCUAACAUUUUAAGUGGCUACACAGAGAUCAUACACAGGAUACACAGAAGGUCAUUAAUAAGGCAAAAACACAAGACGUUUUUAACAUUUAAAUCUAUUACUCACAGGGACAUUGGGACAAUUUUGUGGAGAGUGCUGCAAAAUACGUGUGUGUGUGUGUGUGGGGGGGGGGGGGGGGGGGGGGGGGGGGGGAGGAUUUAGGCUGUAAUAGCCUCUGGUACAUUCUAAUGCCACUAUUCCAUCAUAUACAAUGAUCUUAAUUAUUGCCUAUUUUAAUGAGUUAUCCACCCUAUAUUAUUUUAUCAUUGCCUGUAUCUAUAUGAGUCUGUCAAUCAACUGACGCAACCUGAGUGCCUGAUGUUACAAGCCUUACGUGAUCGCACACAGCCCCCACCCCUCCUCCACAAAGUUGCUAGUAGCCAAGGAGGACACGGAGGAUUAAAAACACACGAUGGACUCUUCAGAAGAGCUACUUGGGUUGGAGGCGCCUUUAUCAUUGGGGUUGCAGAGUCGGUUUAUGACCCCACCAAAGGUCUAAUCUGGGCUCUGGUUCCUCUGCAGGUCUCUAUUUCCUUUGUUGUUGGUGGACUGUUCUUUGCAAAGCCAAUGAGGGAGAACAAUUACGUCAGUAUGAUGGAUCCAUUUCAGAGAAAGUAUGGUAAAGCACUUACUGCUGCUCUUGCCAUUGUCCCAGUCAUAGUUGAAAUCAUCUGGGUUCCUGGAUUACUGAUUUCUUUGGGGGCGACCAUGAGUGUCAUCUUGGAGCUGCCCUUCAGUGUUUGCGUCUGGAUCUCUGCUGCGGUGGCGAUCAUCUACACUGUUCUUGGUGGUCUCUACUCAGUUGCUUACACUGAUGUCAUCCAGCUAUCAUUAGUGCUUGUUAGCCUGUGGCUGUGUGUGCCUUUUGUUUUUGCAAGUGGCGUUUAUACUGACAUCACUAAAACAGCAUUCAACCACACAUAUCAGGCCCCCUGGCUUGGCCAGCUUGAGUACGAUGAACUGUGGAGAUGGAUUGAUCAUUUCCUAGUGAUGACUGUGGGCAAUUUGGCAGUUCAGGAUUUCCAUCAAAGGAUACUCUCCUCCAGCUCUGCAUCCACAGCCAGAAUCAUCUGUUUUAUAGCGGCAGGUGGAGUCAUCAUUGCUGGACUUCCGUCAGUGUUGAUCGCCGCUGUUGCAGCUUCAACAGACUGGAACGCCACGUCGUAUGGUUCUCCCUCGCCGUAUGAGCGAGGCGAGGCGGCCAUGGUGUUGCCCAUCACCCUGCAGCAUUUUACACCAGUCUUCAUUUCUGCUUUUGGCGUCGGAGCGGUUGCCGCUGCAGUGAUGUCAUCCGCUGACUCUUUCCUCUUGUCUGCAACCACCAUUUUUACCACCAACAUCUACCAGACCAUCAGGAGUCAGGCAUCCGAUAAAGAGCUACAGUGGGUGAUUCGUCUCUCCAUAGUGGUUGGAGGACUUGUGGGAACAUCCCUCACCUAUCUGGACGGUGGCAUCUUGGUGUUCUGGAUCUUGGGCUCAGACUUGACCUACACCAUUCUAUUCCCGCAACUGAUCUGCGUCCUCUUCGUUGAGGUUUCCAACGGUUACGGGGCGAUUUCAGGCUUCCUUGUCGCCGUGGUGAUGAGACUGUUGUGCGGAGAGCCAUUGUUAGGCCUCCCCGUGCUCCUGCAUUUCCCAGGGUGCACUUUAGAGGACGGCGUUUAUAUUCAGCGCUCUCCUGUCAAGACCAUUUGCAUGUUGUGUGCUCUGGUCUCCAUUCUGAUGUUUUCAUAUGUGGCCUCACUCCUUUUUAACAGGGGGGGCCUUCCUGAGAGGAUGGACGUGUUCAAAGUGAAGUCACAAGGAGCACCAACUCCAGCAGAUGGUGCCACAGAGGGUGACAGGGAUGAGACUGAUGAAAAUGAUACAUUUGCCUCUGAACCAAUGCUGGAGACAAAGUGCUAAGUUUCUAUGUCUUGUAAAUUCAACUGUUGGGUUAUAGGGACUGACUUGUCAUUGUUGGUUAUUGCACAUUUUUAUUAUGGAACUACCUCAUUUUUGCGUCUGGAUUAUUUGUUGGGCAAUUUUGACAUUUUUAGGUCAUAUAGAUUACAUUGUAAAUGGCUUGUCCUAUGUAGUCUCAUUCCUGUUUAUCAAGGGGCUCUUUCCUGAGAGGCUGGAUAUGUCUAGGUGAACUCCCAGGAAGGACCAAAACCAGCAGGUGGCGAGAGACUGAUAUUCAAAAUGAAAAAGACACACUUGCCUCUCCACCAGUGCUACAUACAAGAUGCUACAUUUUGAAGGCCUAUGCUUUUGGUGCUUUCAUAUUAUAACUGGUUUGGGGUGAUAGCAAAGGAUAUAUUGCCAUUAUUGCUUUACUUACUAUAAAAGAAUGAGUAAACAUAAUUAAAGAGCUCCCGUUUCCAAACUACCUCAAAUCUAACAUUUAACAAGUGUCUCCACAUUACCAUCUAUUCUGUUAGGCUAUUCACGACAACGGCCACAACAAACUGGCCAAGUAUGUGUAGCUGGUCCUAUGAAUUACAUAAAUUGUUGGUGAUAUUGGUUUCCAAGUCAUUUUCUUUGACUCACUAACCAGAGGCGCUUCUGAAAGCAGGACAGGAACUAUUCAUACUGCAUUUCAGCCAACUUUGCUGCAUGGUCUUAUUUUUAAUUUGAUGACUGGUGAGACUUAUGGAUAGGACUUAUUAAAAAUGCGGUAACUGUGUUCUGCUUAUCAAUCAGUUUGAGAGGAAAUGUGUAAAAUGCUGGAUUACUUUAGCAUAAAGACUGAACCUCCUUUCUGACAUUCACCUAAUUCUUGUGUAAUUCUUUUUAAAGCCCAUUAUGAAUGAAA